AUGGGCGAUCCUGGCUUCAUCCCUGGAAUGAUUGGAUACGCGAUUCAUUUAGCUGCAAAUCAAGUUAUUCAACGCAUCAAUGUUGCCAUCAGAUGCAGGAAAGAAUUGGAUGGCCUCAAAGAUCUGAUACUCAAAAUUAAAUUAAUGAACAUGGAAAUGCAGGAAUAUCGAAAAGCUUUGAACUCUGGCAGCGCGAGUACAUCCUCUGAUCCUGCUUUGCCCUUCACAGUCAAUACUUGGUUGAACGAAUUGAAUACUCUUCUGGAUGAAGCAUCUGAUUUGGCCCAGCAGUGCACUGUACACUCAUACUCUCAUCUCUUUCCUCGUUAUAGAACAACCAGAAAGAUCAGGCAACUCAUUGAAAGUGUGGAGAAGCAUCUAGCCUCCACGCCUUCUGUUGCUUUUCUUCAUCAACUACAGCAGCAUGUGUCCAAUCAGGAAGCGCUUAAGCAGAUUAAUGAGAGAAUGGAUUCACUUAACCUGCGUACUCCAGCACUUGCUGGCACAUCUGGAGAUCUCUUUCCAUCUACUUCUUCAGAUGCUCCCAACACGAAGUAUAUUGAGGAGGCACUCGUUGUCGGACAAGAUUCUGCAUCAGCCAGAAUGAGAGAGCUGAUUGAUUCACAGCAGCACAAAAACGUGUCUCGUUUCGGCCUUGUUGGGAAAGGCGGGGCCGGUAAGACUCUACUACUCAAACGACUCUUCAACAGUGACCAGGUACAGACUCUCUUUUGCAAUGACUUGAUGCUUUGGCUUAAUGUUUCACAAACUCCAUCUUUCAAUGCUCUCAGAAAUGAUCUUGUGAAACAAAUAGCUCUUAAAGUAAAUGAAAGAUUGGAAAGUAGAGAGGAAGACCGUGUGAAAACUUGGUUGAAUGAAAGCAUGAGAAAAAGAAAGUUUGCCAUGUUUUUAGACGAUGUUUGGGAAACAAGUGCAACAUCCUUGUUAGAGGAGCUGUGCGUUCCUCACUUUCCAUGCCACAACUCGAACAUCAUCAUUGCAACCUCCAGAAGUAAGAGCGUGCUCUCACAGUUGGGUGUUCCACCUUCAUCGGUCAUCGAAAUGCAAGACUUGACUGAGGAUGACAGUUGGAGAUUGUUUUCUUCCCAUGCUUUUCCACACAGUAAUGGCGUCUUGCCCAUAAGCAUUAACCAGGAAAAGGCGAGGCGCGUUUGCAAGGAGUGCGGGGGCCUUCCAUUAGCCAUCAAAGUAGUCGGGCAGGCAAUGGCAGGCGUUGCUCAGUCAAAUGAAUGGGAAUUUGCACUCCAGAAGUUGCAGAAUGAUGUAAGGCACUCGCUUUCAAGCAAGUUGAGACUAAGCUACGAUGCUUUGGCCGACUUCACUGGCUAUGGAAUUUCCCUGCAGUUGUGCUUCCUCUGCCUUGCCGCUUUCUCAGAAGAUGAAGUCAUCCAUACUGGAAUCGCUAUCGAGUACUGGAUUGGAGAAGGGUUGGUGGCCGGGCCGGAUCCUGUCCAAAUUGGGGAGAUAUACGUCAAUUUAUUAGCGGACCGUUGCCUUAUUGAACCAAUCCAGAAGGAUCACGACGGAAAGGUGAUCAAUUUCAGACUGCAUGAUGCAUUGCACCAUUUUUUAGCACACCAAAUUGCUGAAAAGGAAGAAAAAUGCUUCUUUCAAGCACGCAAAGGUUUAGGAGAGUUUCCUGCCGAUGAUUGUUGGGGAAACAUCAGAAUUUCGUUAAGGGACAACAGUUUGACCAAAGUUCCAAAGGCUUUCGGAGCUCCCUAUAUCCGCUCCUUGCUACUGGCUGGCAAUAAUUCUUUGACGGAAAUUCCAAAAGAAGUAAUUGGGAGUAUGACCGCUCUCAGGAUUCUGGAUUUGUCACGGACUGCCCUCCAGUCGUUGCCCAAAAACUUGGGAAGUUUGAAGCAUUUAGUUUGUCUCACAUUGUGCGGUGUACCAAUCAAGCGACUGCCCCACUCUAUUGCAGCCCUCAUAAAUCUUCAAAUAUUAGAUCUUUAUCAAUCUGAUAUUACACAACUCCCAUCCAGCAUUUUAAAGUUGACUUCCCUACAACUUCUGAAUGUUGCUUCUUGUCAAGACCUUCAGUGCAUGCCUUAUGGGAUCUCAAACCUUAGGUCUCUGAAGUACCUGAACAUGGGCGGUUCUCGGAAUAUAGGGUGGAAUAAGUGCAGAAGAGGCCGGCUUUCACUUAAUGAUUUGGGCACCCUAAACCAACUCAAAAGGUUGGCGCUUACAAAUAAUGGUGAAAUAAUUCGAGAAGGUGUGCUCGGAACCAUGAAGCAGAUGGAAUCUCUAUUUUUAGAUCUCACGGAUAUGGAAAAGCUUCCCAGUGACAUGACUGCCAUAUCAAAAUUGAAGAAACUCUGGCUAGUGUGUCCUCAUUUACUCCAAAUAGAAGAUUCCUUUUGUGAAUUUCAAAAUUUGGGCUACAUUUGUUUGUUCAACUGUAGCAUGUUGAAACAACUACCUCUGUUGCACAAACUUACGAAUCUAAAGCACCUACAGAUUGUUGCUUGUCGCAACAUAGAGAAGUUCCCAGAGGAAUUUGGCAACGAAGGAGCAUUUCCCAAGCUAGAGGUAUUUUCACUGGUGGAGGUGGAGAGGAUAGAGCAUCUGACAAUAGUGGAAGGAGGAGCACUGCCUUCUCUCAAAAUUUUGACAGUAAUGAAGUGCGAAUCAUUGCAGAGGAUACCACAGUGUUAUUGGAAUUUGAAGAGUGUAGAAAAGAUAAGAGUGUAUGGUUGCUCAAAGGUUCAACUUGUCAUGAAAGAGGAGGAAAGCUUUAUCAAUACAAAGAGCAAGGUACAAACAAUAACAUUAUCUACCACAGAAACUAAAACAUCAGAAAAGCGCUACAAUGAUAUCCUUCGUCGGGGUGAACAUUUUUAUUACGGUGAAUUUUGGUGCAGCGAGAUGUUUCAGUUUUUAGAUGAAAUUAAUCGAUUUUGGUCUUUAUAUAUUUUAUGCGAAAAUAAUCGUAUAUAA
This is a messenger RNA of Cryptomeria japonica (Japanese cedar), 2967 nucleotides long. Its product is annotated as probable disease resistance protein At4g27220. Gene Ontology annotation, biological process: defense response to fungus. Gene Ontology annotation, molecular function: ADP binding. Lineage: Eukaryota; Viridiplantae; Streptophyta; Pinopsida; Cupressales; Cupressaceae. The transcript has a single exon. The record is from RefSeq and is a predicted model, not a curated record. Bases 1 to 2967 code for a protein of 988 amino acids.